UGAGUGGGUAAAUAAUCCGGGGCUCUCAGUGAGUUUCAGGGCUUUGUCUAAUACGUAAUAUUUCUUUCUAAGACUUUUCCACAAUGGCAGCAAUGUGCAACCACCUGCUGAAAAUGCAAAGGAAAGAGCUUUCCCUUGCACUGAUCCAGUGAUACGGAAAUAUCCACAGGCUAUAAAACUUUCUUAACUCUUCAGGACACGUGGGUGCAUGCAGAGUUAGAUAUAUAUUGCACAUCAGAAAAUAUCCGAGAACAGUAAUAGAUUAAUGGCUUCAAAGUAGUUCUUGGCGCCUGCUUCUAAAUCAGAUGAUACAGUAGUGCGGGAGAAACCAAGGUCUACGCUCCUGUAGCGGUGAAAGCAGAAUAGGAAAUUUAAAUGACUCUUUCACUGCCUUGAAGUCAUUGUCUAAUAUUAGCCCUGUCAGUGCCUGGCUCUUUGUCAGUCGGAGCACAGGAGGAGGUGGUUACCAGCCAGGAGAAUAUGACCAAGGCUUUUAAAUACUGUUGCUUGGAAAGUCUUAUUAGUGGCUGCAUAUAAGAUCGAUGUGCAAUAAUUCUUUCAAGCAGUAUCUUUUUAAAAGCCUUUAGCGAUCUGUCAUCCUUGUUUCCCUCCCCCCCAGUUAGAAAGCCACAUUAGUCAGGAGAAAUCGCAUGGUCCUGGGAAGUUUCAAACUGCAUCCGCUGAUGCUGUCAGGAAAAUGCUACUGUGCAGGGGCACAGGUGCAAUUACACUGACGGCUGCUUCUCAUCCUCGGCUCGGGUCAUCCUGGAGGGACAAGUGGAAAGAAACGGGGAGGUGGGUGAGAUUCUGUCAGGUGCAUGGGAGCAGUACCGAAGAGAAAAAUGGAACACCCUCUUCCAGGAGACAAAAAUCGCGCUGUCUAAUUCCCCACUCUACCAAUAUCUGCAAGAUUUGGGACACACAGAUUUUGAAGUAUGUUCAUCUCUGUCGCAGAAGGCAGAGCAAUGUGCAGCAGCGGAAAGCCAAAAAGAGCGGACAGUGCAUGCUGCCCAGAAAUGGAGAGUUCAGAUUUCAGUGGACAUGCUCCAGCUGCGUGCUAAGCCAGGAGAAGAAAGAAGCCUCCAUGCAGACUUCUCUGUCCUGGCCACUGCAGGCUGAGGUGGGCAGCGCUUCUCAGCAAGGCAUCCUGUCAAAACUAGUUGAGUUCUUUAGAAGCUGGUUUCCUUGUCCACAAUAUAAGAAAAAUGAUGACAUACUUCACCGACUGGAUGUUGGAUUUCGAUUUGACACGCUCCGUACCAUCCUGCAACAGGAAGUUCUGCUGCAGGAGGAUGUGGAACUGAUUGAGUUCCUUGACCCCAGUAUCCUGUCUGCAGGGCAGUGUAAGCAACAGGAAAACACACAGCUUCCAACGCUACGCUCCCUAGCAACUCCUAAUAUUUGGGAUGUCUCGCUGUUUCUUGCCUUUGUAAGUGCACUGCUUAUGCUUCCUUCGUGGUGGAAGGAAUCAUCGUGGCUGCCGUGGGGCCUCGUUCUGCUUGUCUAUGCAGUCUUUCGAGUGUGGGGCACAUGGAGGACAGCCAAGCUGCAAAUGUCCCUGCGAAAAUACUGUACCCAGCUGGAAGAAACAGUGGCGAAUAGCCGAGCUUUUACUAAUCUCGUGAGGAAAGCUCUACGACUCAUUCAAGAGACUGAAGUAAUUUCCAGAGGAUUUACCCUGGUCAGUGCCGCUUGCCCAUUUAAUAAAGCUGGACAGCAUCCUAGUCAGCAACUUAUUGGUCUCCGGAAAGCCGUUUAUCGAUCUGUCAGAGCCAACUUUCGAGCUUCAAGACUGGCUACUCUAUACAUGCUGAAAAACUACCCUCUGAACUCGGAGAGUGACAACGUGACCAGCUACAUCUGUGUAGUCCCUUUUAAGGAGCUGGGUUUGGGACUGAGCGAAGAGCAGGUCUCUGAAGAGGAGGCACACAAUCUCACCGAUGGCUUCAGCUUGCCUGCACUCAAGGUCCUCUUUCAGCUCUGGGUAGGGCAGAGCUCAGAAUUCUUCAGGAGGCUGGUGUUGCUCCUCUCCCCAGCCAACGCGUCCCCCAAGCCCUUGGUCUCCGCCGAACGGCUGCCUCAUCAUAUCUUGUCUGAUGUGACUCAAGGCCUACCUCAUACACAUGCUGCCUGCUUAGAGGAGCUUAAGCGAAGCUAUGAGUUUUAUCGGUACUUUGAAACUCAGCAUCAGUCGGGUUUUGAACGGCCAGCCAGAACAAAGCAGAAGUCAAGAGAGCUGAACAGUCUUCAGACAGCGGUACGCAGCUUGCAGCUUCAUCUCAAGGCACUGCUCAAUGAGGUAAUAAUUCUUGAGGAUGAACUUGAAAAACUUGUUAGCACUAAGGAGACACCUGAGUUGACAACAGAAGCCCAUCAGGUUCUGGAACAAAAACUAAAGUUUAUUCAGCCUCAUAUCCAGGCAAGCAACAGCUGCUGGGAAGAAGCCAUUUCUCAGGUGGAAAAAAUGAGUGGAAGAAACCCAAAUAAAAAAGGCAAACUUGAAGUUUCCUGUGACAACCUACAGCGUACUACAGUAUCUUUAACACAGCCUGCCAUAUACAUAGAAAACAAAGAUCCAAUCCCUGAAGAGCAGGAAUUGGAAGCAUAUGUUGAUUAUUCAGAUACGGAGAAUGAAUACAAAAGGGAAGAUUUUUACUGCUUUUCCCAGGAAGAAAGAGAGAGACAAGAACGAGAGAGACAGGAAUCUAAGAGGGUGUUACAAGAAUUGAAAUCUGUACUGGGAUUUAAAGCUUCAGAAAUAGAAAGACAGAAAUGGAAACAGCUGCUAUUCAGCGACCAUGCUGCAGUGAAACCCUUGUCUCCUGUAGAACCGCUGAAGCUACUAAAUAAUUUGGAAUCACAUAUGAAUUCAGAUACAGAAAAGCAGGACUGCAGCCAAAGUUGUGAUAAAUCUGAAGAAAAAGACUCUAAUCCAAAAGUGAAUGCUGCUGAUAAAAGCAGGACAGAAUAUUUGUAUGAAGAUCCUGAGAUGGAGAGAAACAAAGACAGUACUACUGAUGAAGGUGUUUCUACAGGGGCGGAAGAAAGAAUCUGUUAUCAGCAGGAAGGGGAAGUUGAAGAACUCAAGCCAAGCAAUAGGGAUGGAGUAGAGGUUUCACAGUCUCCCUCUAAGGAUGCAUUACAUUCGAAAAUCAAGCAUAGGCUGGCCCAGCUCCACAUAUCAACAGAUUUAAACUUCACAUCUGGUCUGGCUGCACAAGUUGCUGCCAGGUCUUUUGCUUUUACUACAAUGCAAGAAGAGACUUUUGGAGAUGAGGAGGAGGAGGAGGGGGAGGAGGAAGAGAAGACACAGGAGCGAGAAGACCUUGUGGAGGACUGUGAGAAUGAAGAUAGAGGCUCUGAAAGUGAAGGAUAAGUAUAAGUCUGAGCUGAACUUUGUUAAACCAGCAGCAGGCAAUUUGAUGGAAAAAACUAAGGUGGGGGUUUGAAGAUGAAAAUACUGAAUGGAAAAGAAGGAGACCUAAAUGUAAUACAUCUUGUUCCCUAAGUCUGAUACACUAAAUAGGACUUUAAGUAUAUUGACAAUUCGCAGGUAAGAGAAGUUUAGGCUGCAUCCAAGAAGGAGUUGGCUGUUGCCUUUUUAAGAUCCUGGUGGUGGGGUUCGGAAUUUACCUUUGUGUUUUCUGUUUUAUUUAUUUAUAUUAUAAUGUAUUGUGGUUGAUUUUUUUUUUCCUAAAAAGAAGGAAAAACAAUGUCUUGAAUUACAACAGACUCCAUUUUUGGGUUUGUUUUUUUUCUCUCUGAUUCUAUUGUCAUGGUAUCAAUGUUUGUUCCAAGAAAAAAGCCAGGACAUUUCUUUUGGAAGAACCUGAACUGUUCCCUGUGAUCUUCCCCCACCACUUUAAUUUCACUUCUUGUGUCUGCAGUGUGUUGGCUAAGCCACCGUAGGCAUUUGUGAUUCUGUGGCUAGUGAUGUGGCUCCCAACUAAAAUGUAGAAUUUUAAAUAAAAACUUGAAAGAGCUAGUAUUUGAUGUGUCCUGGGGUACGGGGCUGAAAUAGUAUAAAGUUAGUCAUGCUUCAUGCUAAGGUUUACUUAGAAUUUUAUGAAGGGUUAAUAAAUGAUUUCUAGAUGUUGUAAUUCAUGUUAGAGAAACGUGUAGUAUAUGUUACGAAGGGUUAUAAGCACAUCAGUAGAAAGUACUAUAGACAGCUAGAAGCUAUCUGUUGGAUUGAUAAUAGAUGAGAAGUAAAUACCUAUUUAUUAAAACAGCUAUUAAUUAUUUGUUAACCUUUUGUAAAUGGAACCUUAAUAUAAUUGAUUGAUUUGAUAUAAUGAUUGAUUGUACAUUUUUGUUUAUGUCCUGAAGUAAUUUUCUUAAAGCAAAAUUAUCUGAGUGCUUACCACCAUACAGUAUUUUGUUUAAACAGCAUACUUGCUUUUCCCUGAUGUUCUUUCCUUUUUCCUUAGAUCACAACUAUAACCUGUGUGAUUAAGAAUCCGUCAGAGAACAAGAAUUGUGUGUUUUCUAAGGUGUAUCUUCUAACUUAGUUGACACUGAAGUCUGGAUGUUUGGUAUGAGGUUAUGUGGGUUGGAUUUUUCUCUGUGGUGGUGUUACGAGUUGCAGCAAACUGACGCUCACCUCACAGAGGAGCUGGUUAAUGGUUUCACAGCCUUCUCUUCCUCUUGCCUUCUGACACAAAAUGAAGCAAAGGUCUCGUGUGUCUAGUGGCGAGAGCGCCACGUCUUUGCAUGGAAUACUCUGCUUGGACCUGGAUACAUUUCCAGUCCCAAAACACCUCAGCAGUUACUUAGGGUAUUUAUUGUCUCUUGCUGAUUCUGUAGAAUAAAGGGGUGUUUAGAUGCAAGUGGUUCGGAGCAGUGUCUUUCUUAGGAUGUUGUCAUGGGAAGUGGGGAAGCUAACCAAGGUCAGCCAGUUAGGGUGGAACUCUUGACCAUAUGUCCGCAAACAAGUGCUUUCUUUCAACCUCCCUCUCUUCUAUUAGUGAUUUUUUAUGAACACUGUUAAAUAUGUGGAUUUUUUCACUGACCGUAAAAAGGUAAAUAUCAAUUGAUAGAGAAGGGAGUAUGUGACUUACACUGUUCUUUCGCAAUGUAGUGCCUGUCUUCUCCCUCAACACACAGACUUUGGGAAGAGAAUGUUUUGCCAUUCUUCAUUAACCAGUAACACUGUGUUCUGUGCUCUUAAUUUUGUGUAAGUGACUGGAAGUUGGAUGGAUGAUGUCUUGGGGAACUUGUUAAAAAAAAAAAAAAAGAUGCUUCUCGUAGUGUAUUCAGAAGCUAAGCCUCCUCUUAGUGGUAGAGUGUUUUCUUCUGUAACCUGUAAUGGUUAGGCUAAGAUGAUGAAACUCUGUUUUAUUUUCUCUGUGAUAAGCAAUUUUUUUUAUCAAGUCUAGAACUGCUUUGGAUAAAUUGUGUUUGAAGCAUUGUCCAUGCUUCUGAAAAAGAAGUCUUCCUCAUCUGUGACUUGAGAUCCUUGAGUUCACAAAGUGCCCAGAUAUUUUUUCUGUUCCUAGCUAAUUGUUCUGCCGAAAUGCGUGUUCCAUUAGUAUUUUUCCAUGAACUCAUCCACCAUUUCAUGAUCUGAUGUUGUGUAUCCCAGAAAUGAUACUCCUCGACUUUUCCGAUGGGCUCCAAAUCUUAGUUUACAAUGUGUAUGGCUGUGAUACCAACCUGAAAAAAUGAUCAGAUUCAGGAUACAAAUUAUCGCUGUCCUCACAGUUUUGGAUGAAGUCAGUAGUAGCCUCAGUGCUUUGCAUUGCUACUAAAAUAGGUUUCAGAUCUCACAUUUAUAAAAGCUGCUAGCUCUUUAUUUCUUUGCUUCAGUCCUUAGCAAAAGACCUGGAGAAUCCACUUUGCUGGCUCACUUGGGACCUAGUUUUAUAAUACGCUCGUCUUGGUGAUGAAACUGGCCUAAGAAACCCCAUCCAUCAUUAGUUGUUCAUUUUCACCCAUCGGCUGGGUCAACACAGGUUUUUGUGGCCGUGUUAUAAACCAGCUCAUGAGUCCACUUGGGUCAAAAAUCCACCCUUUUUCAGGGUUACUCUUCAUCGUUCUUAUUGCAGUGAUGCAGUUUACAGCAUCUACCUCCAAACAGCUGUAUUGGCACAUAUCGUGUUGCUGGUGUGAGACUCAGGAUCACUCACAUUUACGUUAUUGGCAAAGAUGGUGUAGUGUGAAAUUACAGCCUUGACAAUAGACAUGGGUAUGAUCAAAGGAUGACUUUUUGGAGCAAGUUCUGAUCCUACUUUGAACAAAUAGAUUUUCUACAAGCAAUUUAACUGAUUUCCAUGAUCUUAUUUAAUGCAGUCUUAGAAGCUGCACGUAUGAACACUUGGGCUCAACUUGCUUUCUCUGCCUCUCAUCACAUCUCUAUAUAACAGCCAUCAGGUCAUUUAUUUUGAUUUAUUUAAUAUUCUCCCUGCAGAAAAAUACAGCUAACAGUGUACAGCACACAAAGCAUAGCUUUCCUUGAUUUGAUAACCAGGUUCCAUCUACAUAUACAAAGUCUGUUACAAUCCAGAUUUCCUCAUAAUUAUGUCAUGUGAAAGGACUGUGCAUACAUGCUGUAGAUUCCUUCAAGAACCUGACAGAUUUCUUGGCAAUCAUAAUUUAUUGUUGCAUUUAAAAUAAUAUAUAUGAACACACUGAAGUGUGUAUUAGCGCUGAAGAGAGGUGUUAAUAUAUUGAGCAUGUCGAGGUCUGAGUGCUGUCCUGUGUUCUUUGGCUCAUUACCCUAGACAGGGAUUUUUUGAAAACAGAACAUUUCCUUCUUACAGCUUUGUAACUUUUUGAAACCCAUUAAUCAGGAAAUCCAUACUAAAUAACGGGUUAUGCCAAAGGAUAUCAGCAGCCAAAACUCUUUGCAAAGAGCAGAGCUAACAAUAAAUGCAUUUUCCCUUUUCCAUUUCUAAUUAGCAGCUCUGUGAAGUUGCAAAGAAGCAAGUAAUUAUAUAGGGUUAAAUAAUAUCUUCUCCUCCUGUCCUACCUGGAAGGCACUCCAAAGAUGCUAUUUGCUUCUUAGGUUGGAUUGCAAUCUAGCACUACAUCUUUUAUGUCACUUAACUUUACAGCUAAAGAUCUAGGUAAAGGCUUAAAUGGGGGCAAAAAUCUGUGAUAAGAAGAUUAUGUGUCCCUUUUCUUAAGUCUUUAUGACAGAAAUGAAACAGUGGUGUAAUAGAAGCAAAUUUGGAGAAUUACAGAUAAUCGAACAUCUUUCAAAUGGAGUCAAAAUGUGCCUGUGUCAACUAUAAGCAAGAUUCACAAAUGUGAAGGCUUCUGCUAUCAGUUGCAGUAAUCAUAAAAUCAUAGACUGGUUUGGGUUGGAAGGGACUUUUAUAGGUCAUCUAGCUCCAACCCCCCUGCCACGGGCUGGGACACCCUCCACUAGACCAGGUUGCCCAAAGCCCCAUCCAACCUGGCCUUGAACACUUCCAGGGAGGGGGCAUCCACAGCUUCUCUGGGCAACCUGUGCCAGUGCCUCACCACCCUCACAGUAAAGCAUUUCUUUCUAACAUCUAAUCUAAAUCUCUCCUCCUUCAGCUUAAACCCAUUACCCCUCAUCCUAUCACUACACUCCCUGAUGAACAGUCCCUCUCCAGCUUUCCUGUAGGCCCCCUUUCCUGAGACAGUUCUACUCCCCACAGAGGAUGACUAGACAUCACUGAAUCUUGCGCUUAGUUUUCUAAAUACAAGAUGGAAUCUAGUAGAGUAGCCAGUUUUACUGAGGUUUCAGACUUUGCCCUCAGCACACCUAUCUGUGUGUGACCUGACUGUUUACAGUAUUGGAAAUUUUAUGUGCAUCUGAAGUGCAGUAUUUGCAACUGUCUUAUUAAUUUAUUUGGUAGUAAAAAAACACUGUAGAGUUGUUGGCCCACACUGAACUUUGUAAUCUUGUAGUCUAUCCCUUUAUUUCUUUUUUUUCUUUUUUUUUUUUAACAGAAACAAGGGGUCAAGUAUACUAAACUGCUCUUGUUCUUUAAAGUAUUUAGAGAAGGGCUGUUGUUGCUCUGCAAGUGGUUUGUUCCCAGGGCUAAUUACUCUUUAGAAUUACGAGGUUUUUGUACUGUCUCAUCUGAAAAAGCAGGCAGAGUGUGAUAAAAGGCACUUGGUCAGUGUAAAGGGUCACACUACUCUGGGAUCUUGUCUGUGACAGGGACUAAUAGCAGAUGCUGAGGGAAGAGUACAAGGAAAGGGAGAUGGGGUAGUGAUGUUUCCCAAGCUACUCCUCAGCAAUUUGUGGCUCAGGGACUUCUUGAGCCAGUGGUGGUGGCUGUCAGCUUAAGAGGUCCCCAUGGAAUUCUCUUCCAUAAAUUUGUUCAGUCUCACAUUUUGUCAGUUAUCACUAGUCCCAAUGCCGGUAUGCACUCAUCUUUAUUACGGUCUUUUACAAACGAGAAGAUUUGUUAAUAAUGUUUUUUAAUUUUCUAUUUUAAACUGAGCAAGCCCACUUCUCCCAGUCCUUCCGAAGAGGUCAUGUUUUCCACCUUUUCAUUCCUUUCCUUAGCAUUUUGUCCAGUUUUUGAAGUAUAAUGACCAAAGUGUGGUGCCGUACUCCAGACGUAUCCUCAGCAGUGAUGAGUAUGGAUUAAUAAUCACCUCCCAUAAAACACUGUACAAUUCAAAUAUAUUUGAGUCCAUAUAGGAAAAAAAAAAAAAACCUUUUCAGAUCUUUUACCCCUAGCUAUUAGGAUGACAAAUGAAAAUAUUUGGUCUAAUGGAGGAGAAAUAUUUAUUCACUGUCAGCAGGAUUUGGCUGAACAAUGUUUUUCUUUGCUAACAAAACAAAAAGUUGUUAAAUCAAAAUGAUCUUCUAACAGCUGCCACCUGGUCUCACACAAACUAAAGAUGCCAAACAACACUUGUUUAAAUUUCAGCUUGACUUUUCAGAGCUGUUCUGGUCUCUGAUGAAUAAGCAUGUAUCACAAAAUAUAUUAUUGCACAAGAAACAUGGCAGUGGAUAUAUGGAUAUCAGAGAUCAAACUGAAGGCUUCUGCGGUUAAUUUUUUUAAUGCUUGGAGGUGUGCUUUAGUCAUAUUCUCAUGAUAUUUAAUUCCCUCAUGUAUACGUUUUUAUUUUGCCACCUUGAAUUUUAAAUGCCAAAAAAACCCCCACAUCUUGAUUUAUUUGACUUGGAAAUUUCUGCAGUAAUCAGAUAAGUGGUAGUGGUACUAUAACUGUGAAAUCUACCUACCAUGAACUGUGCUUUGUAGAUGGAUACAGCAAUACAGUUUGAGCUACAGAUCAGUAUGUAACUGUUCUCGGUAUUCUGCCUCACCUUUCACACUGCCGUCUCUUAAGUUAUCGGCAGGUUUGUCAGAGUAAAACUUGACUCAACAGCUGGAAUGCUCUGUUAGCCCACAGUACGCGUUCUGAAUUGAACACAGGAUUCUGAAGAAGUGACUAUAAUUUAGUAGACAAUGAAAAAGAGUUUGUUUCUGUUACAAAGUGGCUUAUUUUAAAAGGGUUGAAUAGGACCAAAACUUGAAUACUUUCACAUGAUCAGCAUGUUUCGACCUUGAUACCUUCUCAGCUUUAAAUCUUUAAAGGCCUCACGGACAGUCUGCUUUAGGGGAUGCAGUUCUAUAGCAGCUUAAACCAAUCUAGGUCUGGGCUGCCAUGGCCCUGCAAUCUCAGUCCCUCCUUUAGG
Grus americana (Whooping crane) is the source of this 9631-nucleotide messenger RNA. RefSeq names its product vezatin, adherens junctions transmembrane protein (gene VEZT). Gene Ontology annotation, cellular component: plasma membrane. The transcript has 13 exons. The record is from RefSeq and is a predicted model, not a curated record. The coding region runs from base 698 to 3376 and encodes 892 amino acids. Gene Ontology annotation, molecular function: myosin binding. NCBI's taxonomy places the organism in Eukaryota, Metazoa, Chordata, Aves, Gruiformes, Gruidae. Gene Ontology annotation, biological process: cell-cell adhesion.